This is a messenger RNA of Pezoporus flaviventris, 675 nucleotides long. It is a transcript of the gene SPRN, whose product is annotated as shadow of prion protein. Gene Ontology annotation, cellular component: membrane; nucleus. The transcript has a single exon. Gene Ontology annotation, molecular function: nucleic acid binding. Bases 110 to 505 code for a protein of 131 amino acids. NCBI's taxonomy places the organism in Eukaryota, Metazoa, Chordata, Aves, Psittaciformes, Psittacidae. The record is from RefSeq and is a predicted model, not a curated record. Gene Ontology annotation, biological process: protein import into nucleus.
GGGCUGCUGCGUGCCGGGCUCACGCGUGAGGCCGUGCGUGAGUCCCGCCCGGAGGCCGGGUCUCAGCGGCCGGCGCUCUCCCGUGCGCCCAGGCGAGCCGAGCUGCGGGAUGUGGCGGAGCACGGCGGCGUGCUGGGCGCUGAUGCUGCUGGCCGCAGCCUUCUGCGACACGGUGGCCGGUAAGGGCGGGCGCGGUGGUGCCCGGGGGGCCGCCCGUGGCGGAGCGCGGGGGGCCGCCCGCAGCCGGGUGAAGGCGGCUGUGCCCCGGUACGGCUCGUCCCUGCGCGUAGCCGGGGCGGCGGCGGCGGGAGCGGCGGCCGGGGUGGCAGCGGGGGCCGCCCUGCGCCGGGCACGGCUGGCUGGGGAGCUGGAGGUGGGUGAAGGCGCCGAGUACCGUGAUGGCAACUGGUCUGCCAGCGCCUGGACCUCCACCGCAGCGGGACGGGCCCCGCCGGGCUGGGCAGUGUCCUGGCUCUGCCCCUUGGCUGCCGUCCUCCGCCGCUGAUGGUUUCGGGAGGAACAUGGCCCGUGUCUGGUGCAGCUACCGAUGCCGAGAGGACCAGCCUCCCCACCCCGGGGCUGAGCCCACCCCUUGGGAUACCAGCAGCUCCCAGGACUGCGCCCGGCCUCAUCCGUUAUCUACCGCCAGCAGGGCAGGACCCCAUGGAAGCCCCG